AUGGAGACGGGCCACAUUGACACCCUGCUGGAGCGCUAUCUCGUCCUACUGGACGAGUACACCACACUGCGCGAGCGCCUCACCAGGGCUCAGGUCGGCAUGUAUCAGAACAUCGCACGAGCCAAUUUCUCCGCAGAGAGGGGCGUCCGCUACGGCCCGGACUACUACGACGAGCGCAUGCGGGCUUCGAGGGUCCUUGCCGUGUCUGUGGACGGCCGGAAUGUUCCCCGCUUCGAGAUUGUUCAGCCUGCAGAUGCAGUGACGGAGCCGAAAGCGAUGGGGACCAAUGAGGCUCGGAACCCAAAGGAUAAGGGACGGUCGCGGAGUGACGCCGAUGAAGCUCCAGAUUACGCGGCUGGUGAAGCAACAUUUGCCGAUGAGGUCAAGGACGAGAAGGAAGCGAAUGGGGAAGAAGUGGAGAAGACGAAGAAGCAGAAGAAAGGGAACAGCGACCCCCUCCGGUGGUUUGGCAUCCUGGCGCCAUUGCCUCUACGGCAGGCACAGACGCUGUCAGUGCACAUCGUUGAGGACGUCAUCCCGCGGCUGGUCUCGGUAGAUGCCGAGAUGAAGGACGUAGAGAUCGAGGUCCGGCGGGCGCGGAAGAGGCGAGCCAAGACGGAGGCAGCGUCGAAGAAGAGCGACGCGGCCCCCGAGACGGAUCGGCAUGGGUUGCAUGCCCCGGCGGCGGUGGUUGAGUCGAUGUGA
This is a messenger RNA of Colletotrichum higginsianum IMI 349063, 705 nucleotides long. RefSeq lists its product as uncharacterized. Lineage: Eukaryota; Fungi; Ascomycota; Sordariomycetes; Glomerellales; Glomerellaceae. The transcript has a single exon. The coding region runs from base 1 to 705 and encodes 234 amino acids. Gene Ontology annotation, cellular component: extrinsic component of endoplasmic reticulum membrane; Vma12-Vma22 assembly complex. The record is from RefSeq and is a predicted model, not a curated record. Gene Ontology annotation, biological process: vacuolar proton-transporting V-type ATPase complex assembly.